Messenger RNA from Tribolium castaneum (red flour beetle), 1891 nucleotides. RefSeq names its product UFM1 specific peptidase 2 (gene Ufsp2). The record is from RefSeq and is a predicted model, not a curated record. NCBI's taxonomy places the organism in Eukaryota, Metazoa, Arthropoda, Insecta, Coleoptera, Tenebrionidae. The coding region runs from base 88 to 1827 and encodes 579 amino acids. The transcript is spliced from 6 exons.
AGAGCUAUGUAACCCCGCCACUUUAGGGUAUAACUAGUUGCCUACAGCAACUGUUUUGUGCGUUAAAUUGACAAGUGGCACAAAAACAUGACACCUUCGCUUAAAAUAUCGCAAAAAGUCGUUAAUAAACUUUCAAACUUCAGUCAGGAAAUUUUGGGAAAACUGUACGGAAUUGUAACAAAAAACACGUUUAUUGUUUUGGGAUUGCAAACUGAGCUUGAGAACGGAUCCGGAAAUGCGUUAAUAAACUCGCUACCGGCUGAAAUAUACCUUUGUGGAGUUUUCCAAUCUGGGAGUGAAACUUUCAAUGAACAGUCAAUUAAGAGCAGUCUUGCUGAAGUCUACGUUACCGACAAUCCCGUUUUCGUUCACUAUAACUCAUCUACUAACAAAAUCACCGCACAUUUCUACAUAAAUGGCCAACUGGAGACCACAAAAUUUGCCCCUAUUUCUGAGCAAGAGAUCUUGUCACAGUUCCUUUACUUGAGACUCAAAGCCAACGUGCCUUUAACAUGCGAGCUUGCCACGAAUUCACUCAAGGAUUCUUUCACUAAUUUAAGGAAAAAUGUAGCGUCAGGAGUUAUGUCUUUUGGACUUGGUAAAAAUAUUUAUUUAGUUGGGAGUGACAGUGAGGGGAUCGUUGGAGUGACGGGGAAUCCCUCAAUUGGGGAGCUUUUUGAAACAAGUGAACCCAGUGAAGGGGGUGCCAGGAAGAAAAAAGUACAGAAUUAUGAAAUUGAUGUCAUGGGGGUUGAUAUGCUGAAAAUGAUGACGAAGGAACUUGGGGUUGCGGAGCGCGAACAUGCCCCACUAUGUGUCUUGGAUAAGAAACAGUGCAAAACCAUGACCAUCAUGGUCUCGAUCGACUCCCUAUCAAUGGUAAAUCGCCAAACAAAAAUCGCAAAUCUUUAUGAGAUUUUAGUCGAGAGUGCUGUGAGAAAUUUGCGCCUUUUGGAAAGCAGUAUUUUAGAAAAAUUACAAAACGAGGACGAUACUAUUGCACAACCGGAAGUUUUUCAUUUUUAUCCCGACGAUUGUGGCCAUUUCGUAACAAAAAUCUACCUAAAAGGCGAAACAGAGGAUGCUUUAUUGCCAGUUCGCGAAACGCUUCAUAAUGAGUUGUUACUUAGCGGCUGUAGGCCCAUGUUUAGGCGUGCCAACAGUUUCGCUUUUAAAACGAAAAACCCUGGCAACGAACCACUAAUCAACCCUCAUUUGGGGCUCAAACCGACGGAUAACGGGGGCAAAGUGGCGUUAGUUAAGGGCAAAUACGCUUAUUACCACUACUGUCAAAACAAAAUGGACGACAAUGGCUGGGGUUGCGCUUACAGAUCCCUGCAAACGCUGGCGUCCUGGUUCAAGCUUCAGGGAUUCACCGACAAGGAAGUCCCCACUUUUAAAGAUAUACAAAAAUGUUUAGUAGACCUUGGCGAUAAGCCAUCGAGUUUCAUUGGAUCUAAGCAAUGGAUCGGCUCAACUGAAGUUAAUUACGUUUUAAAUACACUCCUAGGAGUGACUUGUAAAAUAUUGUACGUAAGUUCGGGGGAGGAAAUGGGGAGUAAAGGCCCGGAACUGUUGAGUCAUUUCGAAAAUCACGGAUCGCCGGUUAUGAUUGGAGGGGGAGUCCUAGCGCACACUAUCCUGGGGGUGGAUUAUAAUUCGCAAAGUGGGAAUUUGAGGUUCUUGAUACUUGAUCCGCACUACACAGGGGGCGAGGAUUUACAUACGAUACAAAAUAAGGGCUGGUGUGGGUGGAAAAGUGUGGAUUUUUGGGACAAAACCGCUUAUUAUAACAUGUGUUUACCACAGGUCCCCAAAGGCAUUUAAAUACAAUGAUUAUAUUUCUUAAUUUACGGUUAAAUAAAGGAUGUUUUGCACAAUUAAAACAAAA